AUGAAGUCACCACACACCCACACGCCCUCAGGCUCGCUCGACGCCUCGCAGCCCCCAGUCCCCAUCUCCAUCACCAUCUGCGGCGACGGCGGGUGCGGUAAAUCCUCCAUCACCCUCCGCCUAGUCCGCAGCCAAUGGACCAGCGAGUACGACCCAACCAUCGAAGACAGCUACAGUGUGACCCGCCGGCUCGACGGCGUAACCUACCACCUCAGCCUCACCGACACCGCGGGCCAAGAAGAAUACCGCGGCAUGUGGGCGUCCUCCAACCUCGGCGCCGACGCCUUCCUCCUCGUCUACGACAUCACCUCGCGCGACUCCCUCGACGCCCUCGAAUACUUCAACGAACUCAUCGACAUGGAAGCCGAAACCCGCCUCGACAACGCCGCUCGCGCCCGCCGCGCCGGCCUCAUGCCCCCGGCCCAUCACAACCCCUCCUCCACCUCCUCCUCCUCUGCGAUCCCCGUCCCCCUCAACCUGCACGGCCUCCCCAUCAACGGCGGCGCGGGCUCCGGCGCCAAAAUGGUGGCGCCCAUCAAAAUAGUAGCCGGCAACAAAUGCGAUCUGCAAGACGCGCGCCGCGUGCCGGCGGCGGUGGGGCUGGACUGGGCACGCAAACGGGGCUGUGGCUUCAUGGAGACUAGUGCGCGCUUAGAAGUCAAUAUUGAGGAGACGUUUGCGUUGAUUGUGCGAAGGGUUGUGGAGGCUCGUAGGCUAGCGGCGCUGGGUGUCACGGAUGCUGAGUUGGCUGCUAAUAGUCGGGGGAUGACUAAGCCGUUGACGCCGUUGCCGCCGGCGGGUGAGGGGGAGGAGGGGGAGGGUGAGGGGGGGGAUGAGAAGAGUGGGGGGAAGAAUGGUGGGUUCUGGAGGAAAUUGCGGUGCUGGUAG
Dichotomopilus funicola is the source of this 888-nucleotide messenger RNA. Its product is annotated as ras-like protein 2. Lineage: Eukaryota; Fungi; Ascomycota; Sordariomycetes; Sordariales; Chaetomiaceae. Gene Ontology annotation, biological process: Ras protein signal transduction. The record is from RefSeq and is a predicted model, not a curated record. Gene Ontology annotation, molecular function: GTP binding; GTPase activity; GDP binding. Gene Ontology annotation, cellular component: plasma membrane. The transcript has 2 exons. The coding region runs from base 1 to 888 and encodes 295 amino acids.